AGUUUCAGUGUUUCAGAUUUUUGACUCGAUAUAAAACUUAUUGAAAAUGUCUGGUCGCGGAAAGGGUGGUAAAGGUUUGGGUAAGGGUGGUGCCAAGCGUCAUCGCAAGGUUUUGCGUGACAACAUCCAGGGUAUCACUAAGCCCGCCAUUCGCCGUCUCGCUCGUAGGGGUGGUGUUAAGCGUAUCUCUGGUUUGAUCUACGAAGAGGUCCGUGGUGUUCUUAAGGUUUUCCUUGAGAACGUCAUUAGGGACUCUGUCACCUACACUGAGCACGCCCGCAGGAAGACUGUGACUGCUAUGGACAUUGUCUACUCAUUGAAGAGGCAAGGCCGUACUCUUUACGGUUUCGGUGGUUAGACUCACUGAACUUUUGGUACUGAAGUUACCUUGAAAAUCUCUCAUCUCAUCACUCGCCUAAAUAUCUCGCAUUAGGUUUCACUUGAAACCGAACU
Babesia bovis T2Bo is the source of this 453-nucleotide messenger RNA. Its product is annotated as Core histone H2A/H2B/H3/H4 family protein. The transcript has a single exon. Lineage: Eukaryota; Apicomplexa; Aconoidasida; Piroplasmida; Babesiidae. Bases 47 to 358 code for a protein of 103 amino acids. Gene Ontology annotation, molecular function: protein heterodimerization activity; DNA binding; structural constituent of chromatin. Gene Ontology annotation, cellular component: nucleosome. The record is from RefSeq and is a predicted model, not a curated record. Gene Ontology annotation, biological process: nucleosome assembly.